GUUGACAAAAUGGCUUCUACAAUAUUCAGAAAUAACUUGAGAAUACAGAAGAGUUUUCAGUUUAACAAAUUAUUCACAUCAUCAUCAGCAAAAGGUCAAAGUUUGGUGACAAGAAAUAGAAUACCGGUAGUUGAAAAACCUGUAAGAAAAAAUACUAAUUCUGUCUUUAAUAAAGGAUCUGUGACCUCUCAUCAAACCUAUUUCUACUCUCAGCAUAAAAGCCAAGUAAAAAAUACUGGUAUAUCUGAGAGUAAAAUUAUCAAAGAUGGUAAACUGGUGGAGAUUUUCUGGAAUGAUGGAAAGAAAUCUAAUUUCCAUAGUAUAUGGUUAAGAUAUAAUUGUCAAUGUUCAAACUGUACACAACCAGGCAGUGGGCAGAAAAAAAUAGAUAAUACUCAGAUAGCUCAUGAUAUUCUUCUAGAAUCUGUUGAUAUUCAAGAUGAUAUGGUAUAUUUGAAAUGGAAGGGUGAGAUAGAGCACCAGGGACAAGUUAGUUUGGACUACCUGAAUGAGAAUAGUUAUUCAGAAGCAGAUAUCAUCAGAAGGCAUUCUGCAGUCAGAAUGACUAAAUUAGCUAAGGAAAUUCCAGUAGUAAACUAUACAGAUGUUAUAAACAGUAAAGAAGCUGUAUAUAACUGGCUAUAUCAGAUUAAUGAAUAUGGUCUAUGUUUAAUGAAAGAUGUCCCUACCGAAGAAAAGGCUUUUAUAUCUCUUGCCAAUAAAAUUGGACCAAUACAAGAAACUAACUAUGGAAAGACAUUUUCUGUCAAGUCGGAACCAAACCCGGUAAAUAUUGCCUAUAGUACAGAAGAAUUAACUCUACAUAUGGAUUUAGUUUAUUUAGAAUCACCACCUGGUUUACAAUUGUUACAUUGUUUAAGAUUUGAUGAUGAAGUAAAAGGCGGUAAAAGUACUUAUCUAGAUGUUUUCCAUGUUGUUGAACAGUUUAAAGUGUCACAUCCAGAAUCUUUCCAGAUUUUAACGCAGAUUCCAGCAACAUUUCAGAAAUGUCAUUAUGAAAGAGAAAAUCCAUUCCAUUUAGUUUAUCAGAAGCCCCAUAUUACUCUAAACGAUUAUAAAGAGGUGAUAGGUGUUCAUUGGGCACCUCCUUUUGAGGGUCCGUUACUUGUGGAAGAGAAAAAUGUGGAAAAAUAUUACAAAGCCUAUAAAGAUUUAGCUCAAGCUAUCCAUAAUUCUGAUAAUUUGUUAACAUAUUUGAUGAAACCCGGUGAUUUGAUGACAUUUAAUAAUCAUAGAAUGUUACAUGGCAGAGGUGAAAUUCAUUUAAAUGGUGGAAUUCGUCAUUUUAAGGGUUGUUACGUUUGUAUUGAUGAGUUUAAAUGUAAAGUACAGGUUUUGUCCAAUCAAGUGGGUGAUGGCCAACCACCAAUUCAUGUUGGUAAUCAGAGCUGGCUAUAA
Molecule: messenger RNA, 1419 nt
Organism: Lottia gigantea (owl limpet)
Lineage: Eukaryota; Metazoa; Mollusca; Gastropoda; Lottiidae
Exons: 13
Coding region: 10-1419 (469 amino acids)
Biological process (GO): carnitine biosynthetic process
Cellular component (GO): mitochondrion
Molecular function (GO): oxidoreductase activity
Source: RefSeq, a predicted model, not a curated record